AUGAGGGUGAGUUGCAUUUUGAGGUCUGGGUUGCUGUUAGUCACUUUGUCUCUUGCUGUUGUCAAGAACAAGCAACCUUCCUUUGCCAAAACUUGUUACCCAAAGGGAACACUUUCCAAAGCUGUUGAUUUCCUCCGUAUGAAGGCACCAUCGUUCAAAGAUACAAUUCCAAAAGACCGCAUUAAACAGAUACGUUUAUUAAAAAAGAAAACAAAAAAGUUAUUUAUGAAAAAUUGCAGAUUCCAAGAUCAACUUCUAUCCUUCUUCAUGGAAGAUGUUUUUGGUAAACUUCCAAAAGAUACCAAGGAAGUAAACUUUGUGGAAGAGUUUUACAGCUUGAGGCAAAAGUUUAGCCACUGUUUUUCCUGUACUCUAUCAACUAGAGAGAUGAAACCCAUUACGAGGAUGAAAAGAAAAUUUUAUGGAAUUGGAACAAAAGGAAUCUACAAAGCCAUCAGUGAACUAGAUAUUCUUCUUUCCUGGAUUAAAAAUUUCUUGGAACGUGUUAAGUAUUAG
Suncus etruscus (white-toothed pygmy shrew) is the source of this 516-nucleotide messenger RNA. RefSeq names its product interleukin 26 (gene IL26). The transcript is spliced from 5 exons. The coding region runs from base 1 to 516 and encodes 171 amino acids. Lineage: Eukaryota; Metazoa; Chordata; Mammalia; Eulipotyphla; Soricidae. The record is from RefSeq and is a predicted model, not a curated record.